AUGCGCUGCUUACGACCCGGACCAAUACUCGGCCUCGCUUCCUCCAUACCACUGCUAUCGAGCAUUGUACAAGCCAGUAGCACCAUCCGAAAUCCGAUCGGCGCCCUCUCGACCGUCCAGAAUGCCACCAUUCACACCCACAACGCGCGCCUGACAGCCCUGUCCGAGUUUGACCUCACAUUCAACAUUCGUGAUGAGCUGUAUGUCAAGUUCCAUCUGGAGCCAAACCACGACAUCCUCGCGCCCGAUGCGAACAUCCAAUACCUCCACCCAGAUGGAUCGAUACGCCACACAGAAAGCGUGGAUCGGCUAAAUCACAAGGUAUACAAAGGCACAGCAUGGGCGCAAAGGCCCGCGGCGGGACAGAAUAAAUGGCAACAGGUCGGCUGGGCGAGAGUGUCAGUUCUGAAAGACGGCCAGCAGCCACUGUUCGCUGCAGCAUUCCGCAUGAACCACGACCACCAUCACAUUCAGACUUCGACCGAGUAUAUGCGCACACGACAUCGGCUGGAUCCCGAGAUUGAUCAUUCCGAAGACUAUAUGGUCUUGUGGAGGGAUUCAGACAUCUUACCGGAUACACUAGAGCAUCAGGAGUUGAAGAAGAGGCUGGCUUCCGCCGCCAUAUGCCAAGCAGAUAAGCUGAGCUUCAAUGCACAACCCGAGCACCCAGUCUAUGUGGCCAUGAAGAGCAAGCGCUCGGCUUCCUCUUACGGUGUCAUGGAUUUUUCGAAUGUCUUCAGCAAGCGACAGAUUGAUGGCACUACGGCCGGCAACAGUGCUGGCGUGAACCUUGCGAGCACCGUCGGUCAAACGCGUGGCUGCCCAUCUACACGCAAGGUCGCCCUGGUAGGAGUUGCCACCGAUUGUACUUACACUGCGCAAUUCAACGAUGAACAAGCCGCCCGCGAGAAUGUCAUCACCCAGAUGAAUCAGGCUUCAGGUGUAUGGGAGGGCGCCUUUAACAUAUCGCUUGGCCUGCAGAAUCUCACCAUUUCGGACAGGAACUGCCCAGGCACCCCUGCUGCUGCUACAGAGUGGAAUCAGGCUUGCUCGGGAAACGUUGAUAUUCAGGACCGAUUGAACAUGUUCUCUGCAUGGCGAGGCAACCAGCGCGACGCCAAUAGCCACUGGACGCUGCUUAGCACCUGCAAUACAGAAUCUGCUGUCGGCCUCGCCUGGCUGGGUCAAGCGUGCGUGGGCACGUCCAUCACCACCAACGGUAGUGUUACUGGAAAUGGCCAAACCAAUGGCGGCCAGGAGACCGUCACAGGAGCAAACGUGGUCAUCCGCACUCGAGGUGCUCAAGAAUGGCAGAUCAUCGCCCACGAAACAGGCCACACAUUCGGCGCCGUUCACGAUUGCGACAGCAGCACAUGCCAGAACUCAAACUUCGUCAACUCACAGCAGUGCUGCCCUCUCAGCGCCAGUACUUGUGAUGCUGGGGAGCGGUAUAUCAUGAAUCCCUCAACUUCGCAAGGGAUCACUGAUUUCAGUCCAUGCUCGGUAGGAAAUAUCUGUAGUGCCUUGGAUCGCAACUCUGUCAAUGGCCAGUGCUUGGUGAAUAACCGUGGUGUCACUACCAUCAGUGGUCAGCAAUGCGGCAACGGGAUUGUGGAACAGGGAGAAGACUGUGAUUGUGGUGGCAAGGAUGGAUGUGGGGACGAUCGCUGCUGUAACCCAACCACCUGCAAAUUUACAGAGGGCUCCGUAUGCGACGACUCCAACGAGGACUGCUGCAGGAACUGCCAGUUCGCAUCGGCGGGCACUGUAUGCCGUGCAAGCACGGGUGACUGCGAUCCGCAAGAGACCUGCCAAGGCAACUCCUCGUCGUGUCCCACCGACCAGACCAAACCAGAUGGCACUGAUUGCGGUGACAAACUGCAAUGUGCUUCUGGCCAAUGCACUAGCCGUGAUCAGCAGUGUAAAAGCGUGAUGGGAAGCUACACUCAGGGCAACGAUACGUACGCAUGUGAUAGCUCUGGCUGUGCAAUCAGUUGCGCGAGCCCAGAGUUUGGUACCGGAGUAUGCUAUGGUCUUCAGCAGAAUUUCCUCAACGGUACCCCCUGUGGCGGUGGUGGCCGCUGCCGAAAUGGCCAGUGCAAAGGAGCUUCCAUUGGUGGCCAAGUCAAAUCGUGGAUUGAAGACCACAAAGCUCUAGUCAUCGGCAUUUGCAGCGCGGUCGGAGGCCUUCUGCUUUUCGCUAUUCUAAGUUGCCUAUUCCGCUGCUGUCGACGGGGCCGCGCGCGCAAGCAAACUCCGUCGCCGCCACCAGGAGGCUGGCAAGGAUGGAAUGGCGGCAACCGUGGUGGCCCGGCCAUGUCUCAGCAAGGCGGCUAUUACGCUCCUCCAUCACAUCCUAGCCAAGGCUGGGCACAGCAAAAUCGUGGGAACCAGGCCUGGAGCUCACCACCUGUGCCGCCGCCAGUAUAUCAGAGGAGUAGUUCUGUGCGGUACGCGUAG
This is a messenger RNA of Pseudocercospora fijiensis CIRAD86, 2460 nucleotides long. RefSeq lists its product as uncharacterized. NCBI's taxonomy places the organism in Eukaryota, Fungi, Ascomycota, Dothideomycetes, Mycosphaerellales, Mycosphaerellaceae. Bases 1 to 2460 code for a protein of 819 amino acids. Gene Ontology annotation, molecular function: metalloendopeptidase activity. The record is from RefSeq and is a predicted model, not a curated record. Gene Ontology annotation, biological process: proteolysis. The transcript is spliced from 2 exons.